AUGGAUGAGUUUAACAAAGCAGUUGUUAGGAGAACUGUACAUAAUUUCUAUGUAUCUGACAAAUGUGUCCCGACAGUUGAGAAGUUGCGAUUGAGACUUUCCGAAGCCAUCGAUUUCAAAGGCUCCAACACAAGUUUGAGGCGAAUUUUGAAAGAACUGGGUUUCAAGUGGAGAAAGACUAGGAAUAACAGAAGAAUCCUAAUUGAAAGAGAAGAUAUAAGAAACAAAAGGAUAAAUUUUAUUAGGCAAAUGAGACAAUUUAGAAGGGAAGGCCGACCAAUAGUGUACACCGAUGAGACGUAUGUGGUAACCAAUCACGCUACUCCAAGUUCAUGGCAGGAUAGUACAAAUGGUGGACUUCAUGUUCCAGUUGGUAAUGGAGACCGUCUAAUCAUCGUACACGCAGGUGGAGAAGAUGGUUUUAUACCAAACACAUUUCUCCAGUGGAAAGCCAGCCAAAGUACAGGGGACUAUCACAAAAACAUGAACACUGUUAACUAUGAAAAGUGGGUACAAGAAAAACUGUUGCCAAAUCUGAAACCAAGAUCGGUAAUUAUUAUUGAUAAUGCCUCUUAUCACAAUGUGACACUGGAUAAAAUCCCAACAAAAAGUUCUCUAAAGGCGGACAUGCAGGCAUGGUUGACUCAACACAACAUAGAUUUCACACCAACAAUGUUUAAGGCAGAGCUUCUCAACCUAAUCCAGCAAAAUAAACCACCAACGAGAUACAGUCUAGACGAAAUCUUAGAGGGGAAUGACAGUGGUCAUACGGUUCUUCGUCUGCCUCCGUAUCACCCUGACCUGAAUGCCAUCGAACUCAUCUGGUCUCAGAUCAAGGGUUAUGUAGCUGAACGCAACACUCAGUUUAACAUGAACAGUAUUAUGAGAUUAGUUGAAGCGAAGGUAUCUGAAAUCGGUGCCAGUGAGUGGGAAAAGUGCUGCAGUCACGUGAAAAGUAUUGAAGAUCAGUAUUUUGAGAGAGAACAAUUAAUUGACGAGUUUCAUGAUGCUGUUAUUGUUGAUUUAGGACAAAGUGACAGUGAGGACAGUGAAGGUGCAGAUGAACCAUCUGAAGGAGAAGAGAUGGACCUUUCUGGGAUAGAGGAAUUGUAA
This is a messenger RNA of Macrosteles quadrilineatus (aster leafhopper), 1113 nucleotides long. RefSeq lists its product as uncharacterized. The transcript has a single exon. Bases 1 to 1113 code for a protein of 370 amino acids. Lineage: Eukaryota; Metazoa; Arthropoda; Insecta; Hemiptera; Cicadellidae. The record is from RefSeq and is a predicted model, not a curated record. Gene Ontology annotation, molecular function: nucleic acid binding.